AUGUCUGAUCCCGAGGCUGACACAAGAAUCGAUAUUUAUUUAGUGCUCCCUCCCUCUGAUGCACCAGGUGGUCAUCGGCUGGGCGUCAAUGGCUUAGCGAUCGAUCCAGAGAAUUCCACUCUCUACUCGGCUGGUCGCGAUGGAGUAAUUUGUUCGUGGGACCUCGACCUGCCUUCUCUUUACUCAUCCUCGUCCACUGCGAAAACCGGUUCUACGAAGUUCCGGAACCAGGUCCAGGCGCACACCCAUUGGAUCAACGACAUCGUCUUGACACAGAACAAUUCUGCUCUCGUUACGGCUUCGUCGGAUACUACGGUCAGAUUAUGGCGGCCGCACUCGGAGUCCACUGACGUCCCAGAACCGAUUGGAAAACAUACCGACUAUGUCAAGACUCUUGCGAGUCCGGGUUCCCAUUCGACAUGGGUUGCCUCUGGCGGCUUGGACCACAAGGUGAAUCUGUGGGAUCUCAAUGGACACGGCCGGAUCCUCAGCAUAGACGCAUCAGGUUCGGAACAGAGUGCCAAGGGCUCGGUCUACGCUUUGGGUGCUGUGUCCUCCGUCAUCGCCAGUGGAGGGCCGGAGAAGCUGGUGAGAUUGUGGGAUCCGAAGUCCGGGAAACCGAUUACCAAGUUUGUUGGACAUACGGAUAACAUCAGGGACAUCCUAAUCAAUGGUGACGGUGAUACGAUCAUGACGGCUUCUUCCGAUCAGACCGUCAAGAUCUGGUCUCUGACGGCGGGCAGAUGCAUGCAUACCCUGACCAUGCACAACGACAGUGUGUGGUCGCUGUACUCUAACCGUCCGGAUCUCUCAGUCUUCUACUCCAGCGAUCGGUCCGGCCUGGUUGCCAAGACCGACACAAGGAAUGCUGAUAUUGAGCAGGGGAUUUGUGUGGCUGCGUUGCAGGAGCACGAGGGCGUGGUUAAAGUUGUGGCAGCUGGUGAUCAUAUCUGGACUGCGACGCCAAAAUCAAGCAUUAACCGCUGGAGCGAUGUCGAUACGACCGCCGAAAUCGAGGCGCCUAAAGAGCGUGGUGGUCUUUCAGACACUGAUAAAACACAACCAGAUGACAAGUCGUCCCCGAAACAAAAGCCAACUACGAUUCCCUAUGAGUCGCUUUUGCUUCUCUCAAACACAUCUACACUGCCUACAUCACGGAUACCACAGGGCGAUUCCGCCGUGAAUGGGCAACCGCCCUCGCCUCGGCCGGACAUGGACGAUGAACUGGGGCUCACAGUUCCCGCUUAUUCGUUGCCUGAGGAGACGGUGGAGGGCCAGCAUGGAUUGAUCAAGUACUGUCUCUUGAACGACCGGAAACGUACAUUGACGCAAGACUCCGCGGGCGAAGUUGUUUUAUGGGACUUACUUAAGUGUGUGCCCAUCAAGUCGUUCGGCAAACGCCAUAUGGAUGAUGUGGAAUUAGAGGUCAAUACGAACGAGAGCAUUGCGCACUGGUGCACGAUUGAUAUUCGCACCGGGAGAUUGUCUGUCAUACUCGAGCCAGGCCGAUGCUUCGACGCAGAGAUAUACGCGGAUGAGGCUGACCUAACAGACUACUCACAAAUUCGUGAAGACCAACGAUUAAACCUGGGGAAAUGGGUCCUACGGUGGCUCUUUGCUCCAUUAGUGCAUGAACAAGUCAAGCGUGACGUUGAAUACCGUGCACAAGCCAAAGCUAGGGCAGAGGAAAUGGCAUCCCAUAGCGUCUCCGCACCCGUGGAUAUCCCUGGGAAGCUGACCUUGCCGAUACCGUUGGAUCCAUCUUCCCCCUCUGGACGUGAUUCUCUUGCCAGCCCGCUAAUCCCUGGCCAUGGCAUAAACUUGGCCACAACCCCCGGUUCAUUGACGUCGUCAGUCCUCAAUCAUGGGCACAGUUUCAUUAACAUGGGAACGUCUCCUGGGGAGUCUUACGAUCACUUGACAUCGCAUCAGAGCGCCGAUCUGGCCCGGAGCUCAAUGUCGGAUAGGUCCAGCGAUUACUUCUCGUCUCCUAAGUCACAUGCACCUAUCGAUACGGACAAGCCUUUACCAACACCAGGCGAGCAGACGCCAACACCUACACAAGCUGGGGAGCCCGACAAAGAGGAGCGCAAAAAGGGUAGUUCACUCUUUGGCAAAAAGUUCCGGAUGGACUUCCCCAAGAAGCUGGGGCGCACUUCAUCCGAAGUUAAGCCUCAGAUUCAGGAGGAAAAGCCGGAGGAACCUGAGAAGACGUCUGUGAAAGAAGAGAAAGUCUUUGAGAACAAUCUCAGCGGCUUGAUUGAUCGAGCGCGUCAUGAGUAUGAGGAGUAUCUCUCUGCUAAUCCGGGCCAGGAGCUAGUGUCGGCCUUUGCACCCAGUGACGAGAGCGAAACACCUGAGCUGCAGAUACCACCUCGGACAGUGGUGUUCAUUCAGGAAGAGUCGGGAGACUCUGUCGUGGCUUCAGAUAUCUACAGGGGGACUUUUGAGAAUAUUGGCCAGGAUCGGGAGAAGCUUGAGAAGGCGAUACCGCUCUGGCUAGGCGAUCUGCUGCUGAAGAACCAAAUGCCUUUUAAGGAAGCCGUCAAAAUCGCAUUUACGCUGAAGCCUUAUGACGACUUGCUACCCCCUGUCGUCAAACCAGAGACCCCUAGCAUCAACGGCACGCCCAACAAUUCUCGUUUGAACGCCAACAGGAUGCUUCGAGCCAAGAAGAUCCUGGCCUAUGUAUCAGAACGUAUAGAAGAACCAACGAAUGACCCCGUGCAGGACGCGCUGAAACCAGAGGAGUACCUUGAACUGUACUGCCAGAACAGACUCAUACCACCUAACAUGACCCUUGCCACCAUCAAGGUGACUCACUGGCGCAAUGCUACCGACAUGGUCCUCCAUUACAAGGCCAACGAUAAAAAGACGCUCCGACUGAUAGGGUCUGCCAAUGAUAACAACGGCCAGGGUGAAGCACCAUCCAACCAGCAACUCCUAUCCGAAUCAGGCGGUGUCCCUAAUGGUGAGGAUGCGAGCGCUUCGCAUGGCAGCACAGCCUCGGGUUCGGCGUCUGUGCAUAAUACUUGA
Aspergillus mulundensis is the source of this 3036-nucleotide messenger RNA. RefSeq names its product WD repeat protein. The coding region runs from base 1 to 3036 and encodes 1011 amino acids. NCBI's taxonomy places the organism in Eukaryota, Fungi, Ascomycota, Eurotiomycetes, Eurotiales, Aspergillaceae. The record is from RefSeq and is a predicted model, not a curated record. Gene Ontology annotation, biological process: double-strand break repair via homologous recombination; protein deubiquitination. Gene Ontology annotation, molecular function: ubiquitin binding. The transcript has 7 exons.